GCUACACCACGUGACUCGCUGAACCAAUCAGAGUUGAAUGCUUGUGUCCACUAAAAUAACUAUGAUCGUUUCGAAAUAAAAUUGUUUUAUUUCGUAUACAAUUCGGUGAAUACGAAUUCAUAUCAAAGAACAUUUAAAUAGCUAGUAUUUGACUUAGAUACUGGAAAUGUUUUUUAUCCGUGCAUAAAGGAGGUGGGUCCCACCUCCCCCCCGCCAUUUUGUGAAUAUUUUAGAUGCGGCGGUAAACCGGAUCCGAUCUCUAGCUAGCAACAGCUGCCUCAUGAGGUUGUUAGUAGCAUGUGCGUGGCGUCUUUAGAAGACGACGAGAAGUCUUAUUGUAGAUAGUGAAGUUAAAAACUUGUUACGUAUACUGCAGAGAUCUUUAUAGAUUUAAGUGUCGCGUUAGCGUGAACUUUGCGUUUUCUCUACUGUGUCUUUUGACUCAGAAGCUAGUCAGUCUUCUGGCAUUGUGACGAUGAGUUACGGUAGGCCUCCGCCCGACGUUGAAGGCAUGACUUCCCUCAAAGUGGACAACUUGACGUACCGCACGUCGCCCGAGACCCUGCGCCGCGUGUUCGAGAAGUACGGCCGGGUCGGAGACGUGUACAUCCCUCGGGACAGGUACACGAAGGAGAGUCGCGGCUUCGCUUUCGUGCGUUUCCACGACAAGCGCGACGCCGAGGACGCGAUGGACGCCAUGGAUGGAGCCGUGCUGGACGGGCGCGAGCUGCGCGUGCAGAUGGCGCGCUACGGGCGCCCGCCCGACUCGUAUUACGGUCGUCGUGGAGCACCACCCCGGAGGUACGGGGGUUAUGGCCGACGAAGUAGAAGCUUCUCCCCAAGUCCUCGGCGGCGCCGACGGAGCCGCUCCCGAAGCAGAAGUCGCUCGCGCUCUCGCAGCCGCUCGCGCUACAGCCGCUCGAGGUCGCGCUCCUACUCUCGCUCCCGGUCGCGCUCCCGCUCCAAGUCCCGCGCAUCGCGCCGGAACUCCAAGUCUCGCACGCCGCGGAAGAACUCCAAGUCCCGUUCCCCAAGGAGGAACUCCAAGUCACGCUCGCCGCCGCGCAACUCCAAGUCCCGUACGCCUCACAGGAGCAAGUCGCCGGCCUCCAGGUCCCGCUCCAAGUCCAAGUCCCGCUCCAGGAGCCGCACACCCCCUUCCAACAGGGAAUCUAAAUCUAGGUCGCGAUCCAAGAGCCCCGUCAAGUCCCCUGAAGAGGUCGAUGGAGCAGCUUCCUAAUCAUAAUGUCACCGCAGUAAGUGAAGAUUUUCAGAUUCAGACUUCACCGAAGAUGGCUAUGGCCUCAAACCAAAGGCCCACCAACUCUUAUGAUUAAAAAGGUUAUUGUCGAUUGGUCUGACUUUUUUUUUAUGAAAGUUUAAUUUGCUUAGUUUAAGGAUUUCUUUUUGUGCCAUCUAUUCUACCCUCUCCAACUCAUUUAAUAGGAUGAACAUAAUGUAAUCAACUUGUAAGUGAGGUAAAGCAAGAAUUUUUGUAUAAAUGGUACAGUGCUAAGGUUUUUUGGGGUGUUUUUGUACAGCAUCUCAUCUGACAUGCAAUUUAAAUUUUUUAAACAGGCCCAAGCCAUAUUUCCUACAGUGCUGUGGAUGAGUCACUGAUUUACUAGUACUCCAGUUUGACUUUAACUUAUUGCAUUGCAACCUUAAAAUUACAUCAGAAUUGCUAUGCAUGUCAGUGAUGAGGGCUUAAUUUUGUUUAGAGUAAUAGUUAAAAUGGUAAAUGGUGUAUUAGAUCAAAUAUUACCAGUAAAAGAAUAUUAACCUGCUUAGUCUAGCACUGAUUAAAAUUGCUUGCUUUAUGUGUAAAUGGCAGUUUUCUUGUGAUUCUAAUCUCUUUUCUUGUGUAUUUUUUGUGCACUAGGCGCAGUUUGUAGCAGUUGAGUAUUGCUGGUUAGCUGUUAAAGGUGGCGUGUUGCAGUGCAGAGUGCUUGGCUGUUUCCAGUUUUCAUCUGGUUGCUCCUGUUGCCAUGCCUUGGUGUGUUGGUGUAAAAAUGGCUGCCACAGGAUAAUACUUUGGUAGGAUGCCAGUCCUCUAUUUCCUGAUGUCAGUAAGCUGUUUAUGCAAAUCUGUUGGAAUGUGCAGUAAACAUCUACCCAUAUUUGAAGUAAAUUCAAUACAUUGAACUGUAAUGAAAUUCUGUAAAUUGUUCUUGGUGCAUUCCUUAAAUACUGUACUUAACAGCUCAUGAAUGCAAAUAAACUUUUUUGACAAUUUGGUC
Messenger RNA from Scleropages formosus (Asian bonytongue), 2240 nucleotides. Its product is annotated as serine/arginine-rich splicing factor 2-like. The transcript has 3 exons. Gene Ontology annotation, molecular function: RNA binding. Lineage: Eukaryota; Metazoa; Chordata; Actinopteri; Osteoglossiformes; Osteoglossidae. The coding region runs from base 476 to 1240 and encodes 254 amino acids. The record is from RefSeq and is a predicted model, not a curated record.